CACUCGUCCUCACAUUCACAGAAAAAGUGUCAAACUCCAAAAUGGCGUAUAUCGUCAGUGUAAACACCCAGUUUUUGUUAGUGAAUGAAAAGAAAAAUUAAAGAAUUCUGGCUGGACAGUUAAUUGCUAUCUUCUUUUUAUUGUUUCUUUACGGUGCGAGGAAAUAAAUUGAAUGUUUAUCCAAAUGUCCGCAAUCACACACUCUAUGCCAGGAAUCGAUCCAUGCAAGAUGGCUCAGAAGCGAAGCAUUGACAGUAUAGGGAAACUGUAAACGCGGAUUGUCCGUAAAAGUAGCUUUUAUAUGGGAGCUUCGUUUACGUGUAAGACGACUACAUUGGAAAUCGGCCAGGUGACGAUGUAUGAUGACCAAUCUUGGAUUCAGACGCGUUUGAUAAGCCGGAAGUUACGCUUAAUGUAUCGGUGACGCAACAUUUAUUUACAACGAUUUAUAGACUCCUUCACUUCUUGCAUUUUAUGAUCCGAUGAGGACGAUCCAAGUGGAGCAAAAUAUCGAAGAAUGGAGGACGACAAUAUGCAGGACAAAGAGAGAUUUGCCAGUAGGGAGAAUCAUUGCGAAAUUGAGCGGCGACGGCGGAACAAGAUGACCGCCUACAUCACCGAGUUAUCGGACAUGGUUCCGACAUGUUCAGCCCUAGCACGGAAGCCGGACAAAUUGACCAUUCUUCGGAUGGCCGUUGCUCACAUGAAAAAUUUAAGGGGUACUGGAAACACAAGUGCUGAUGGAACGUACAAACCCUCUUUCUUGACUGAUCAAGAAUUGAAACACUUGAUUCUUGAAGCUGCGGAUGGAUUCCUCUUCGUUGUUAGUUGUGAUACCGGCAGAAUCAUUUAUGUUUCCGAUUCUGUUGCACCUGUUUUAAAUUAUUCCCAAAGUGAUUGGUACGGAACUAGUCUGUAUUCCCAGGUUCAUCCGGAUGACACAGAAAAAGUUCGGGAACAACUCAGCACCGCGGAACCUCAACACGCUGGGAGAGUUCUUGACCUGAAGACUGGAACCGUCAAAAAGGAGGGUCACCAAUCCUCGGUGAGAUUAUGCAUGGGAUCCAGGCGAGGUUUCAUUUGCCGCAUGAAGGUUGGGAAUCUGCAAACUACUGGCGAUAUGGCUGCAGCACAUGGUCUUCAUCGCAUGAAACAAAGAAAUUCUCUUGGUCCCGCAAGAGACGGACAAAGUUACGCCGUUGUCCACUGUACGGGGUAUAUUAAAAAUUGGCCCCCCUCCGGUGAGUUUGGUGAUUUUGUUCCUCAAUGUGUACCAGGUGUGGGGUUAGGUGACAGGGGCGGUCAACCUGGACCGGAUGGUGUUGUCGGUGAUGAUAACUCGACACAUUAUUGUCUUGUUGCUAUUGGGAGAUUACAAGUUACUAGUACCCCGAAUACAAGUGACUUGGCUGGCUCCAAUAGUAAUAGUGAAUUCAUCUCUCGUCACACUGAGGAAGGGAAAUUUACUUUUGUGGAUCAGAGGGUUGGUGGAAUUUUAGGAUAUUCACCGUCCGAACUUUUGGGUCAUCCUUGCUACGAGUUCUUUCAUCCGGAUGAUCUUCCUCAUAUGCGAGGCAAUUUUGAAGAAGUUAUAAAAAUGAAGGGACAAGUAUAUGCAUGGAAUUAUCGGUUUCGAGCCAAAAAUCGCGAUUGGGUAUUUUUAAGGACAUCUGCUUAUUCUUUCGUAAAUCCAUUCACCAACGAUGUGGAGUAUAUCGUCUGUACAAAUCAAUUACUUAAACAUUUCCAUCCUGGAAGUGAAGGGCAACCGGAGAAUGAAACCGUGGCUUAUGGUCAGCCUGGAUUGGACUAUUCUCUUCAGAGACAUCCAACUCGUGAUGCAAUUUAUCCUACACAGCAUAUGAUGCAGCAUCCAGCAGCCGUAGCUACUGCAGUUACAGGUCCGCAACAAGCCAGACCGUCAAGCACACAGAAUGUUUAUCAAGGAUAUGAAACCACACAAUCUCCAAUCGCUUAUGGUUCCCCUGGUCAGCAGAGUGCAUCGUCUUCGGUUUUGAAUCGAAUACAGAAACCAACCAACACUUCUCCGACACCUGUUCAACAAUCUUGGGCUAUUGGUCGACAGCAACCUGUGACGGAAGGUUAUCAGUAUAGUCAAUUAAGUCCCUCUAGAUCUCCGAGUGGUCCGACGUACACUCAACUGAGCAGUGGUGCGAGAACUCCUGCUACACAAUAUCAUGCUGUUACAACUGUGCCUAAUAAUCCAGGAAUGUGGGGAUGGCAAGGACAACAGCAUCAAGCACAACAACAAGAUAAUGGUCAGAAUUCCGCUCAAGUAACUGGACAAGCUCAACAGUCUCACGCCACAGCAAAUGCACCUGGUCCCCAACCUCAAGAGUUGUCUGAUAUGUUGCAAAUGCUCCAGGAUCAAGGAGGAGCUUCUGGAUUUGAAGAUCUGACCAUGUUCAAUGCCAGUUUUUAGUAGCAGGUAAAUAAUUAAAGUGAAAAAGCUCCUGUUCAAUAGAAUUCUCCAAUUUUUAAUUCGUCAGCGAUUGUUGCGAUAAUUUGCAAUCACUUCUUAUAAAUUAGUUAGUGAAUCACCAGCUCUAAGUUUUACGCUGCAGCCCAAGUAAAAAUGCAAAUUACAUUGCACAAUAACUUUUUUUCAAAAUAUUUACAAUGCUCGACAAUUUGUCGAGGAAACCGAUUUUUUAUACGUAUCGCAUAAAAGUAUAAAUAAUGUCUUGUAGUAAAUAUUGUCUGCUCGUGAACUCUGGUAAACGAUUAUUUACGAAAAAAUGAACGAACGUACGAGUGUGUUGAAAUUUCUGUAAAAGUGCCAUUAGUAGUAUGGACUGGAAAUAUCGCUUAAGAUUUGAUAAUUCAAACAUGUGUCGAUUUAAAGUAAUCAUGAUUUAUAGCAAACAUGGAUGAUCGGAGCCUUUAAAUAUUGUUAUAUUUAUAGAUAAGUCGGUAGCCACUUUUAACGCUGCAUAGGCACCAUCUGUGAAUGACAUUGACUAUUAUAUAUAAAUAUAUAUAUAUAUAUAUAUAAUUCCUAUUACAUUCGUAAUUACAAGUACAUAGUUAAACAUUAGUGAGUAAUUCUGAAAUUUUGAGCGACAUUUUAUCGCCUCAAUUUAAAACAAAAUUUUGCAAAUGUGUCACGCAAAAAUUUUUAAACACAUUGUUUUUUUAGUUCUAUUGACUCGCAAAGAAAAAUGAUAAAUCAAAAUCAACCAGAGAA
Molecule: messenger RNA, 3208 nt
Organism: Leptopilina heterotoma
Lineage: Eukaryota; Metazoa; Arthropoda; Insecta; Hymenoptera; Figitidae
Gene: tgo
Product: aryl hydrocarbon receptor nuclear translocator homolog
Exons: 14
Coding region: 518-2443 (641 amino acids)
Biological process (GO): regulation of transcription by RNA polymerase II
Cellular component (GO): aryl hydrocarbon receptor complex; nucleus; transcription regulator complex
Molecular function (GO): DNA-binding transcription factor activity, RNA polymerase II-specific; RNA polymerase II cis-regulatory region sequence-specific DNA binding; protein dimerization activity
Source: RefSeq, a predicted model, not a curated record